AUGGAAGAUGGCAUCGAGUGUGGCUGGGUGGAUAAGGUGGGGAUACUCGAACUCGUGCGGCAUGACAGCGCGGGUGUCCGGGAUGGCGAUGGUCCCUACACCGACAAUCUAGGGCGAGUGACCUAUCUUACAAACGACCCGGACAUCACUGCACUCGCCUUUCGCGACGGAGAGUACUUCACCAAGGCCCCAUCCGCUCCGAGCCACCCUCUGUUUGGGAUCCGAGAUGAAACAGCCCUCUUCUGCGAUACGGACUCGCCAGCAUGGCAGGAGGCACACAGGUUCAUUCCUCCGAGUAUGACCCCCCGGGCGGUGCGACACUACACCCCGCUGCUGCAACGAUCGGUGGAGAAGGCGUUCCUGGUUCUCGACACGUUCGACGAGAACGGAGAGGCACUCAAUGUGUACCAUCUGACGGCAAAGCUCGCGUCGCAGGUCAUCUGUCAGUUGGUGCUGGGAGUGGACCUUCACCAUUUCGACGCCGUCGACAGUCCUAUGCAUCGAAUCAUCGUCCUGCUUCAGCAGUAUUUGACCCUCAACCGCCGCGUGCAAACCAAAGGCGCCUGGUACUCAUACCUUCCGUUUGGUGACCCGGUCGCUCUGAAAAACACUCGAAAGGAGCUCUACGGUCUGAUCGAGCAAGCUGUUCUGGCCUGCCGAAACCACAACGGAACAACAGACGACCUCCCCAUCCAGACCGCUGCGCUCCAUGCCGCCUGUCUGGUGGAUUACCUGGCGCGCGCCACCGACGAACGCGGCUGCAAGCUCCGCCAUGAGUACAUCCUCAGCAACACGCUUGCGCUGGUCGGUGCGGGCUUCGUCACCAGUUCCUCCUUUCUAGCGUGGCUCAUCUACUCUCUGGUGACCUACCCCGGGCAACAGGACCGUCUACUCCAGGAGCUGGUCAACCACGGUGCCACCCUUGACAAGAACUGGAGCUACGAUGAGAUCCAGGCAAUGCCGUUCCUCGACGCCUUUGUGAAGGAGACGCAGCGUAUGCACAGCCCAUCCUUCCAGCCCGCCCGCAACGUCAAGAAAGACGUCGUUCUCCCCGGCGGAUGGGCGCUUCCGCAAGGCUCCAUCCUCAUCCCGAGCAUCCCGCACCUCCACCGGCACGCGGCAUACUGGGGGAACGCGGAUCGUUUCGACGCAGACCGAUGGGCGACUGAGGGAGUCAGCAAUCGGCACCGGAGCGUGUAUGUGCCUUUUGCGGCGGGGGCGCGUGGUUGCAUUGGGUUCAACGUGGCUUUGCAGGAAGUGAAGGUGGCGUUGGCGGAGCUGGUCUAUCGCUACGAGUUUGUGAACGCUCCGGACGAGGCUAUCGAGUAUGAUCCGGACUUCAUUGUGAUACGGCCGUUGAACUUCCACGUCCGGGCCAUUCGACGGUCUAGCUGGCCGGCAAGAUCGACUGCUUAG
Messenger RNA from Monascus purpureus, 1416 nucleotides. The record is from the annotation of a GenBank genome assembly. NCBI's taxonomy places the organism in Eukaryota, Fungi, Ascomycota, Eurotiomycetes, Eurotiales, Aspergillaceae.